Paramacrobiotus metropolitanus is the source of this 2014-nucleotide messenger RNA. Its product is annotated as T-complex protein 1 subunit epsilon-like. Bases 220 to 1845 code for a protein of 541 amino acids. The record is from RefSeq and is a predicted model, not a curated record. Gene Ontology annotation, biological process: protein folding. The transcript has 10 exons. Lineage: Eukaryota; Metazoa; Tardigrada; Eutardigrada; Parachela; Macrobiotidae. Gene Ontology annotation, cellular component: chaperonin-containing T-complex. Gene Ontology annotation, molecular function: ATP binding; ATP hydrolysis activity; ATP-dependent protein folding chaperone.
UAUCCAACCCAAGUAAAAUAUUUUUUGAAUUUUGGUUUACAGUGGAGCGUCAUUAAAACUGGAUAGGUUUCUAGUGAUUAAAGCAAGUGCGAUACAGACCUUCUUCAGGGUGGACGACUUUUCCAACUGUAUUAGCAUAUUGUUGAAGACCAUUUGAGUCCAGCACGCAGGAACGUGUUUUCAGCGGAUUUUGUGAAUAUUCACUGAAUUUAGUCCAUCAUGUCUGCGCUUGGGCAGCUGGUGUUUGAUGAGUUCGGAAAUCCGUUUAUUAUCCUGAAGAAUCAGGAUAGAAAACGUCGAUUGUUUGGAACAGAAGCCUUAAAGUCUCAUAUCAUGGCAGCUAAAAACGUCUACAACACCCUGAAAACAUCGCUUGGACCGAAAGGGCUAGACAAAGUACUCGUGGGACCAGAUGGUGAUGUUACUAUUACGAAUGAUGGAGCGACCAUAAUGAACGAGAUGCGGCCAACGCAUGAAAUAGCUAAAUUGAUGGUUGAUCUGGCGAAAUCUCAAGAUGCUGAAAUCGGCGAUGGCACUACGAGUGUCGUUGUUAUGGCCGGCGCCCUUCUGGAACAGGCCGAGACACUUCUGGAUAAAGGAAUCCAUCCCAUCCGAAUUGCCGACGGAUAUGAAAUGGCAGCACACUUAGCUGUGCAGCAUUUGGAGACCAUUGCCGAAAAUGUUAACUUUUCCAAGGAGAAUCUUGAUUCACUGGUGGAUAUCGCUAAAACUACCUUAGGAUCAAAAGUAGUCAAUCGUUUUCGCCAAGAACUGGCCCAUAUUGCCAUCAAUGCAGUUUUGUCCGUGGCUGACCUGGAACACAAGGACGUUGAUUUUGAACUGAUUAAAAUGGUUACAAAAGUCGGCGCUCGAUUAGAAGACACUAUGCUAAUCAAAGGAGUCCUUGUUGACAAGGACAUGAGCCACCCACAGAUGCCCAAGACUAUAAAAGACGCUAAGAUUGCCAUUUUGACCUGCCCGUUUGAACCGCCGAAACCAAAAACGAAGCACAAGAUCGAUGUGUCAUCUGUUGAAGACUAUCAGAAGCUUCGCGAAUAUGAACAUAAGAAAUUUGAGGAAAUGGUGCAGCAGGUCAAAGAUUGCGGCGCUAAUCUCGUAAUUUGCCAGUGGGGCUUCGAUGACGAAGCUAACCAUCUCCUGCUCCAAAGGGAGUUGCCAGCUGUCCGCUGGGUUGGUGGACCGGAAAUUGAACUUAUUGCCAUCGCUACCGGCGGUAGAAUUGUUCCUCGAUUUGAAGAAUUGAGUUCCGAAAAACUUGGUUUUGCCGGGACAGUCAGAGAAGUUUCCUUUGGUACCGCUAAAGACCGGAUGCUCGUCAUUGAAGGAUGCCCGAAUUCCCGAGCAGUAACGAUCUUCAUUCGCGGUGGCAACAAAAUGAUUGUAGAAGAAGCAAAGCGGAGCAUUCAUGACGCAUUAUGCGUCGUACGCAACUUAGUUCGCGACCCUCGCAUUGUAUACGGUGGUGGAGCGGCUGAUAUUUCGUGUGCGAAUGUGAUUGCUGAGGCGGCCAAUUCCAUUCCUGGAUUGGAACAAUACGCCUACCGAGCAUUUGCCGAUGCGCUGGAAGCAAUUCCUAUGGCCUUAGCCGAGAACAGCGGUCUCGCACCUAUUGAUUCAGUCUCUGAGAUCAAAUCGCGACAGAUAAAGGAGAAGAACCCACGGCUGGGAGUUGACUGCAUGCAUCGAGGAACGAAUGACAUGAAGGAACAGUGCGUGGUGGAAGCGCUGAUUGGGAAGAAGCAACAAAUAUUGUUGGCCACUCAGCUGGUGCGGAUGAUCCUGAAGAUCGACGAUGUUCGCCUUCCUGGUGAAAAGGACGACUAAUUGUGUUGUUGACCAGUUUUGUAAUACUUCAGUGUGUAAUGUGUCACUCUUUCAUCUCUCUACACAGUCCUAACAGUUCUUAUUUUUACUAAGCGCUGCGUUCCAGUUCGUGGUUGAUGUUGUUAGCUUGCUCGUUUCCUAUUCGAUUUUGAUAAAAGAGAACUUAGGA